AUGAAAUAAAAAAGAGAAGAGUUCAGAUAAUAAAUUAGAAAAUAAGCAAAUGAAAAAAUUUUUUAAAAAGUGAGAGGAUUGAUUAGUAAAGGUAAUUAAGACUCAAUAGUUACAACUGAGAGUGAAUUUUUCUAAGAACUCACUUUAUAAAUUAAAUAGGAUUUUGAUGAAAAAAAUUUAUUAAAAAUUUUAAAAAAAUGGGAGGAUAAUUUUGAUAAAAAAUAAUUCCAAAUGCUUUUAUUUAAUAAUGAGUUUCCUUAUUUCAAAUUUCUUAUAGCAAAUUUUAAGAUGACUAAAAAAUAAAUUAAAAUAUUGAUCUUUAUUUUUAUAGCAAUAGAGCAUGAUAUCUCUGAAGUGCAUCAUGCUUUAUAUUAAUAUUAAUUGCUAAAUCAAUUGCAAAGUAAUUUUGAAAAGGUAGAUAAAGAAAUUUAGUAAUAAGUAACAUUUCCUGCAAUAUUAGAUUAUGUUUCUAUUCAGUGUUUUAAUUCAAUAUUCAUAAUUAUAUCGAUUGGCUAUAAAAAACUCAAAUUUAAUUGAUAUUGUUGUUACUUAAUUCAUAAAUUAAAGGAUGGAUAAUUUUAGUUAAAAUUAUAUUGAAUGCUUCUUUUUUAUGAUUUGGUCACUAAUCAAUCCAGAUAUAUCUUCAAUGUCUGAUUUAUUUGAAUGGUUAUUUGAUUGUUUACUUAACUUAAAUGAAGCAUUAUUAGAUUUUUAAUCUGAAUAUUUAUUGCCUAUAAUUUUUAAAGCAACAUCUUAAUUUACAUUUUGUAGAGAAAAGUUUUUUUCAAGAAAUGUCGAUUAGAUUAUACAUUAAUUAGAAUAGUAAAAUAAAAACUAAACAGUAUAUGUAAAGUAUAUAGAUAUAAUCAGUUAGAAUUUUUGGAUUUUUUAAAUCAUUUGUUAAUGUAACAACCAGAUGUUUUUGUUUAAUUUUUUAUAGAGCAUUCUUGGAAUGUGAUUAAUAAAAUAUUGAUUUAAAAUGAUAUUAUUUAAGAGGCUAAAAUAAGAUCUGGAUAUUUAUUAAUGGAAGCAGUAAACAAUAGAGAGAUUGAAGAAUUUUUGAAAGGAUAAAAUAUUUUAAAUAAGAUUUUAAAUUUGAUACUUCUUACUUAAAAUUUUGAUGUAAAAUAAAAUAUUAAUAUUAUAGUUAAUAUAGGCUUAUUUUAAUUUACUUUAGGUUUUAUUAAUCUAAGAUUAAUGUCAUGGAGAUUAAGUAGAUUAAUUGGCUUAAGGGAUAAUACAUUCUGUAACUUUAACAAUGGAAGUAAUAAAAAAAUAAUAUUGAUUAGAAUUAAUUAGUAUAAGUUUGGCAAGUUAUAUUAUAUUUAAUAUAAGAUUUUGAAAAUAAAGAGAUGCUGAUAAAAUUUUUAAAGAAUUAUAAUUUUAGAGCAAUAAUGGAGAAUUGUUUACAAAUAGUAAAGAAUUAAAUGAUUUUUAAUAUCAUAAAUAGAUGUAUUGAAUUAUUAUGA
Molecule: messenger RNA, 1469 nt
Organism: Paramecium sonneborni
Lineage: Eukaryota; Ciliophora; Oligohymenophorea; Peniculida; Parameciidae
Source: the annotation of a GenBank genome assembly